Messenger RNA from Rhinichthys klamathensis goyatoka, 913 nucleotides. RefSeq names its product calcium homeostasis modulator protein 6-like. The transcript is spliced from 2 exons. Lineage: Eukaryota; Metazoa; Chordata; Actinopteri; Cypriniformes; Leuciscidae. Gene Ontology annotation, molecular function: monoatomic cation channel activity. The record is from RefSeq and is a predicted model, not a curated record. Bases 25 to 897 code for a protein of 290 amino acids.
ACUGAAGGACCGUUGUCAAUUACAAUGCCACCUUACUUGGCCACUGAUGACCUGAAGGAACUUUUUGUACCAGCUGGCAGUGCAUUUAUUACCUUUUUGUUUUGGAUUAUUUUCCAGUAUGUGUUUAAAUUGGAUUUUCAAUGUCCUUGUGACCCUAAGGAAAAUACUCACAUCUGUGUAGUUUACAUGAUUUUUCCUGCCAUCUCACUUUUCAUUGUAGUGAUUAUUGCUAACAAGCGCAUAAGGAGUACUGCCUGCAGCAAUGGGACAGGAAUACAAUGCAAGAGCAUUAUUAUUUUAAUGCCAAUAAUUAAAGCAAUCUCUGUAGCGUGCCUGUGGAUAAUUGCAGUACUGAUUGAUGGGGACUGGUAUGUGUGCCUUACAACAACUAACUAUAGCUUGCCACCUUAUGAGCAAAGUUUUUGCAAAAAUAUCAAAACCCCUGCUGAAGAUGCAGAUAUCCGGACAAAGAAAAGUUUGUCACGAGAGAUCGCCAUUUUGGUUUUAUUUGGACUAAGUGUCAUUUGGACAUUCUUCUUAGCAAUAAGGCAAGCUGACUGCAUGCGGCCACUUGCAUAUCAGUAUAAUAAGAUUCUCCUGGAGAAGACUGACCUCUAUAUAAGAAAGGAAUUGAAAAACCUGGCUAAAGACAAGGCAAAGACAAGAGGACAGGAACAAAUAAACAACGUCCAAUUAUUUUUACAGCGGGCAGAUGCAGAAACACAGCAACAGCAGCCGGAGGGGGAUCCGUCAAGAAUCUCACGAUCAACAUUACAGGCCGCAUCUAAUAAAGCAAACCCAGAGCAACUAGAUCCAUCUUCAGACACAUAUACUAUAUCCUCAGAGAAGUUCGGGGAAACAGCUGACAAUCUACCUCUACUAGACGGAAAAAAAUAAAAAAGACAAUGACAUU